AUUGAUAGGCUGGUCUCACCAAUUAUCAUUUUACAUUUACUUUUGAGAAUUAUAAUAACCUAACAACAAAAUGUGUAAGGGACUUGCUGCACUGCCUGCAACAUGCUUGAGAAGUGCAAAAGAUAUGAAGCACCGUCUUGGCUUGUUUUUACAAAAGCCAGAAUUGGUAUGUGAUCCAAAGAAGGAAAAAGCAGCUGGUGCAAAAAAGAGCAGUGCUGAUGAAGUCCAGAGAUGGGAUGAAUCUUUAGAAAACCUGAUAAAUAAUGAGGAUGGCCUGACCUCUUUUAUCACUUUCUUGAAGUCUGAAUUCAGUGAGGAGAAUAUAGAGUUCUGGAUGGCAUGUGAGGACUAUAAGAAAAUCAAGUUGCCAUCCAAACUGACUCCCAUGGCAAAGAAUAUUUAUGAACAAUAUGUUGCAGUUCAGUCUCCAAAAGAAGUCAACCUUGAUUCUUCAACGAGAGAGGAGACCAGCAGAAACCUUUUAGAACCCACAACUGCAUGCUUUGAUGAGGCUCAAAGGAGGAUCUUUCUGUUGAUGGAGAAGGAUUCCUACCGAAGGUUCUUGAAAUCUAAGCUCUAUCAGGACAUGGUACAGCAGACCAGUAGCAGUAGCAGUUUUAGGAUCCAGAAGAGAAGAAAGAAUAAGGUCACUGAAUUCAACCAGCAAUUUCCCCAGUGUGCCUAAAAGAGCUUCAGUGUGCAUUGCAUUGCUACAUAGCCAAACACAGCUAUCUGAAAAUGAGGUACCUGAGCUGUCAAGUUACUCAAGCAAAGACCAACAAUGUUAACCUAACUGGGGGAAAAAUAAUAAGACCAUCCCCAUUCCCCCCCUUUUUUUUUUUUUUUUUUAAUUUAGUCAUUGUCAGUUAUUUUUUAUUUUCUCUCAAUUUUGAA
Molecule: messenger RNA, 894 nt
Organism: Polyodon spathula (Mississippi paddlefish)
Lineage: Eukaryota; Metazoa; Chordata; Actinopteri; Acipenseriformes; Polyodontidae
Product: regulator of G-protein signaling 4-like
Exons: 5
Coding region: 71-685 (204 amino acids)
Source: RefSeq, a predicted model, not a curated record